AUGGACUCGGGGCCGCUGACCUAUCAGUGGCGUUGCAAGAUGUGCGCUGACUUCAUAGGCUACCAGGCAGACGUUGUCGUCAUGGAUUGCUGGCCUGGCGGUACACCCGAGCGCAAGUCGGAGAUCACAGAGGCCCGAAAGCACGAAUGGGACGGCUGGGUGCUCAUCAUUGCACGUACGGACCGUGGGCACGACGUCGUCGAGUCGGCGAAGGCAGCUGGUCUUCUCUCCUUGGCCCCGGCGGAGUCUAUGGAGGUUCUGACAACGCAGCCGCACCAAGCGCGCAGAGCAGGCUCUAACUUCAUCCGCCGCACAGCACACGCCCAGCUCAGCCAACCGCUGACCGCAUUGGAUCCCGCCGCGGCAGCCCGGGUGGCGCGUUGGGCUUUAGACAAGUCCUUCAUGGAUGAAGUGCUGAGAACUGGCAAGCCAGCUCCGGAGGCCCCGGAGGCGGCGGCGGAGCUCCGAGCGUUGCUGGGCAGCGAGCCCUGGGCCGAG
Molecule: messenger RNA, 498 nt
Organism: Symbiodinium necroappetens
Lineage: Eukaryota; Dinophyceae; Suessiales; Symbiodiniaceae
Source: the annotation of a GenBank genome assembly